Messenger RNA from Knipowitschia caucasica, 726 nucleotides. The record is from the annotation of a GenBank genome assembly. NCBI's taxonomy places the organism in Eukaryota, Metazoa, Chordata, Actinopteri, Gobiiformes, Gobiidae.
AUGGAGUUAAGUUCGGUGGUUUUGACAACCGGGGGAUCUGUGGUAUUUUUUAGGCUUGUGAACGCCGCGAUCGGUAAACUUCCCAAGCCCGAAUCUGCCCAUAGAAAUGCCUGGAAGUGGAGAAACAUCGCGACUUCCUUUGUGCACAGUUUUGUCACAGCGAUAUGGGCAGUGCUUUGUUUUUUCCGUCAACCCCAGAUGGCAGAGGAUUUGAUAGACACAUUCUCAGUGUUUUCUCAUGCACUGGUUUCCUUUUCAAUCGGUUAUUUCAUCUAUGAUUUCUUUGACAUGGUGCUAAACCAGAAGAUUGGUGCAUCAUGGGAGCUUCUCUUUCAUCACACAGUGGUGAUUACUUGUUUUGGCCUCUCGGUGGUGUCCUGUCAUUAUGUGGGCUUUGCUGUGGUCGCCCUCCUGGUGGAGAUCAACUCUGUCUUCCUUCAUCUCCGGCAGAUGCUGCGAAUGGCCAACAUCGCCGUGGGAACAUUGUACCGCGUCAACAGCAUCAUAAACCUGGGCACUUACGUGGUGUUUCGCAUCAACACACUGGCGUGGAUGACUCGUUGGCUGGUGCUUAACCGGGACAAGGUCCCUCUUCUGGCCUAUACUUUGGGCAGUGUGGGAAUGGCCAUCAUGACAGUCAUGAAUAUAGUGUUGUUCUAUCGGCUGCUCAGGACUGACUUCCUAAAAACAAGCACACGUGAGACAAAAAAAGACAAAGACAUGUAG